AUUUUAUCUAUUAUCAUGACAUCAAGUUCAGAAUCAAUACAGUUUAGUAACUCAGAUAAGGAAGAUAGUUUUGAGCAGCCUCUUAUAAAAAAGGCGGUUAAGGAAAUAGAUAAAGAAGAGCCUGGAUAAAUAAAAAUGGAAAUUGAAUGUGAUAAUUUAACACAAAACUAAAAAGUGCAAUAAGUCUAAUAAAAUAAUUAAUUUUAUGAGAAAGCAAAGAAUUAUGAAAAUGGAUAAUUAUUAUAACAAGAGAAGGAUAUUCUUACAGCAAAAGAUUAUUAUAAUUAACAAUAAAUGAACACAUUCACAGGUCGUAAAAUUAGUAGAUUAUAUUAUCUAAGAAAUUUUUAAAAUUGGGUUAAGGCAGUUUUAAUAAAUGAAUAUAGUACUGCAGUUAGAUAAAAUUUUACUGAUAAGAGAAAUGUAAUUAAUUAGAAUUAAGAUUAAGUUAUUAAAUGUAUUUGAAUUAGGAUGUGGAAAGGGUGGUGAUAUGUAAAAAUGGAGUAAAGCAGGGACAGGUCUUUGGUUUGGAAUAGAUAUUUCGAGUGAAAGUUUAAAAGAAGCAGAAAGAAGGCAUAAAACUUAAAAAGAAGAUAGAAAGAAGUAAAUAUAAAAAAUAUAUUUGAUGGAAACAAAAGCAGAUUCAGAUUCUACUUUAUUUAGAUCAAGAUUGCCUUAGGAUGUAUAUUUUGAUUUUGUAAGUAUGUAAUUUAUGGCAAAUCUUCUAUUUUCAUCUGAAUAAGCAGUAGAAAAUAUGUUUGAAGUAUAUUUAAUCGAUAAUAAACAAGAAUAUUACAUGUAGAUUAACCAAUUAAGGAAUCGUAUUGAUGACUAUUACUGAUGCUAAUGUUAUUGUAAAAAAAAUGAGAGAGUUUUCAGUCAAAGACACAGAUGGAAAUUAUAUUUAUUCAAAGAAUUAAUAUUGUUCAUUAAAAUUUGAGAGUUUAUAAUUUCCUAAAAAUAAACCAUUUGGAUAAUAAUAUCUUUUUUAUUUGGAAGAAUCUGUUGGAAUUAAAGAAGGAAACUAAAUUAAAUAUGUUCCUGAAUAUUUAAUAGAAUUACAAGCAUUUGAAGAAAAAGCUAAAGAAUACAAUUUAGAAAUAGUUGAGAAUUUGAACUUUAUUGAUUUCUUUGAAAAAUAUAAGUAGAAACAUUCUGAUUUACUAAAGAUAAUGGUAAAACCUCCAAGUGAUGAUUGGUAAGUAUAAAUUUAAUCAAUAGGAAGAUGCCAAUGGAUUAAUGGGAAAUAGCUCAUCUUUAUAGAGUGGUUAUUUUGAGACAUUUAAAAGGAUAAGCAUAGUCUAAAAUUAGAAGACAUCCACAUUUAAAUGAAUUACCUGAUUGUGCACUUGAAUUAGAAAAUGAAUGA
Molecule: messenger RNA, 1369 nt
Organism: Paramecium sonneborni
Lineage: Eukaryota; Ciliophora; Oligohymenophorea; Peniculida; Parameciidae
Source: the annotation of a GenBank genome assembly